Molecule: messenger RNA, 1873 nt
Organism: Chara braunii
Lineage: Eukaryota; Viridiplantae; Streptophyta; Charophyceae; Charales; Characeae
Source: the annotation of a GenBank genome assembly
CCGGGGGUCCGGAGAGGAAGGAGCGGGGGUUCGACUUUCGGAUGGAUGAGCGUGUGUAUUUGGAGAUGACGGCCAUGUCCAGGGGCGAUCACACUAUACACCCCACGAAUCUCGCGGACACGGGUGUGGCUGGAGUUGUUCAAAUGGCUGCCCCACGCGGAGGUCGGAACGAAUCCGGUGGUAGUGAGGGAUGCGGGGAUGGACUGGACGACGAGGGAUCGACGAGGGAUUCAACGUUCAGUGGUGGUGGCGGUGGCGGUGGCGGUGGCGGUGGCGGUGGCGGUGGCGGUGGCGGCAAACGGAAGAAUGUAAGACAACAGACCUUUGACACGAUUGCGAACGUCAUGAAGGAGUACGGGAAUCUGAUGGCGACGACGGUAGGCAGCGAGAGCAAGAGGCAGUGCUCAAUUCUGACGAGGCAAUGCGACAUUCUCGAGCGAGAGUUGGAAGCGGGGGCUUCAUGGGGAGGGAAAACAUCGUCCGAGCAAAAGGGCGAGGCGACGGCGAGCAACAGUCGGACGGCGGCGACGGAUCAUAGUACUAGAAGCGGACUCGCCGAAGGUGCAGAAGAGGGGAGGGUCGACGACGUCCGCCGCGACGAUGGGAGAAGAGAUGGAAAGCAGGAGGGCGAUGACGACGACGACCGUCCACUUGUUACGAGGUUCAAGGGAGCGGCAAAGGAGGAUGAUCUUGAAGAGAGGUGGAAGUUGUGGGUUGAUUGCGGCGCUUUCUGGGGUCAAGGCCCAGGGGAACCCUUGAGGGAGGCGGUAGGCGACUGCGCGGACUACUUCGUUGCCAUCGCCAACGAAGACGCAGGAGCUGAACCGCCUUCGAUGCUCAUAAUGCUGCCAAAUGAUGUGUCGCGCUUCAAGAUCGAGGACCCUAUGCAGCGUGAACCAGCUCUGCGCAGAGUGCGCAGCGUGGAGAAACUGGUGCUGCGCACCAUCCACGGCUGGAUCUUCAAAUCGUCGCCGAGGUCGAUUGGCUUCGCUUGUGCAGAGUCGUACAUCACUGUCGACUUCGCUACAGACGUCGCACGAGCAGUUUGGCAGGGAUUUGAAUGGUCCAAAGUGGUUUCCCCUGCCCUCGUCUACCACACGUUGGCGAUGAAGAUGGACGUGCCUCUGUGGUUCGCAGGGGUGAAGAUUGUGGACCGGCCGGAAGACAACGACAUGGCGGCGCGGCAGGAGGCGACAAUUCUUCGCUUGGCGGACUGCUGGACAGAUGCAGUCUGGUGCGGACAAUGGGCGGACGGCGGGCGUGUGAAACAGGAGAGGUUGUCGCGGCUUGCGGAUUGUCUUAGAGCGUUAUUGAGCGCGUGCAUGUGGAUCAUGCGCAUGGGUGGUGACGACGACCGUUCGCACUACGAGGCGUGGUUUUACGCGUCCAUGGUCGCCAAACCCACAAUGAUAGCGGCGGGGUCGUACAUCUUCAAUUGGCGGCGACACAUCAUCGACACCGCCAACCUCGUCUUGGAUCGUCUAGGGAAGGCCCACCUGACGCUGGAAGAUUACCCGCAUUGCAUCCCGGAAUGGUCUGAUUGUGGGUUGGUGUUCGGGCAUAACGCGGCCUUGAAGAAUGCAGAGGAAGCCACAAAACACGGUUGGAUCGGUAGCGGGCCUGUGGCAGACGACGAUGGAGAUGAGGGUAGUUGACACGUGGGUUCCUCCAUAAGGCAGCGGCGGGGUGCAGAUCGUCGACGGAUUGGCGCGUGGGAUCAGGAAACGACGAACUGUGCGCCUUCAACUGCAGACGUUAGUGCACGUGCGGGAUGGGUGUUGGCGGGUGUUGGUGGUUGAGCGGGGGGAAGAUGCGCGGUUCAACGGCGUGGCGACAUCAGCAGAUGGCGUCGAAGUAAAUGUGUUGUGAACGA